UCGCAGCCGGGAGCUGGGAUGCUGGCCGGGCGAGCCGUGCUCUUCCUCUCCCUGACCUGGACCACCUGCCGCGGCCUGGCGAUGCCCCGGGUCGCAGAAUGCGGCGUCUCCUGCUCUCCGGGCUUCGCCUGCAGGAGCCGAGUGAACUGGAACAUCUUUAACAGCUUCUGCCGACACGCCCCCAGGUCCUUGUCCCCGUCGGUCCUGGAGGCCCUGACGCUGUCCACUGCCAUGAAGUGCGCCCCCCGCGAUGACUGCUCCCUGGUCCUGCGCGUGCAGGCCUCCCUGACGCUGCACGAGGGCCUUCGGGGCCUGGAGGCCUGCUCCAUGAAUGUCGACACCCAGGAGACACGGUGUCAAAGCGUGAGGGUCUCCCGAGCCUCUCGUCGACUGCAGGUGGGGCGGCAGCUCCAGGUGCAUUUUGACUGCUUCGAAGUGGGUGUGGCUCAGAGCCUCUACGUCACCCUGAGGACAGUCCCCCACUUCUGUGGGAUCCAGCUGGACCGGCAGUACCGCGUGGAAGACUGUGGAGACCAGGACGUGGGGAGGAACCUGCCCGGCUGCUCCGCCAAGAAGUUCUCUUACUGGGUGGACCGCGACCGCAAGGUCGUUCGGGUCCAGGCCCCCGAGGCCCCCGGGGGCUCCGACUACUACGUCCGCCUCUGCCUCAAGUGGUUCACCUGUGAGGACGUGGGAGCCCUGGCGAGGGUGACAGCCAACGGGCUCUCCCGCACCGUCUUUCUGCCCUACAGCCGAGAGCUGCCCUGCUUGUGCCUUGAGGGCUGGUCUGCGACCCCUGAUGCGGUGCGGAUGCAGGCCUGUCCCUUCGAGGAUGACACAGAAGCACUGUGGGAUGCCGUCCACUACCACCCGGGGGCCCAGGCCCUGAGCUGGGAGCCUGCCUGUCCCGUGAGUGGCCACGUGAGCCUGUGCUGGCGCCCCGGGCCGGGGGCACUCUGCCACCAGCUGGAGCACUCCGGCCGCGCAGCCCACGGCAGGGUGAGUACCCAGCAGGUGGGGUGGGGUGGGCGUGGCCACGGGCCUGACCUGAGCGCCCUGCAGGUGCAGUACCCGCGGGUGGACACGCAGCCCCAGCUCUGCCUCAAGUUCUCCACCAGCCGGGGCUUCUGGGUGAGGUGCCCUUUCAAAGGGCAACGCUUCCAAGCCUGGAAGAUGACCGUCCAGCCAGCAGCCUCUCAGGGCCACCUCCGGGUCACCUUCUUCUCGCCCGAAGCUGCCCACUUCCAGGUGUACCUGUGUCAGCAGAGGAAGACGUGGCCCCCUGCCUGCCGCCCCGCAUUCUGGGCCACGGCCCUCCCUCCAGCCUCAGGUGACUUCAUGACAGGCCCUGCUGUCGCCUUUGUAGACGUUCCCAGGGACGAGGCUUGUGUUCCCAACACCUGCAUCCAGGGCCGGAGGACCGACAUGCUCUUCUCCGCCCCCCAGCAGCUGUGUGACCUUCGGUGCCCUGCCAGCCAGGGAACAGCAGACUGAGGCCAGGAGCCGCGCACGGCAUGAGCGAGUGCCCGGCUGAGCACUGGGGGGCGGGGGGGGGCAGCGCCUGGGCCCCAGAGCCUCUGGCCUCAGAGCCCAAAGGUGCCUCACCCGCACCCAGGCCGUGGGGCCUGAGCCACGGGACUUUGAGCCAGACGGAGGCCUUUCAGGCCCGACGGACUUCCACGCCCCAGGCCAAGGGCCACCCACCGGCCGCUGGGCUGUUGGAUGUGCCCCGCAGAAGUCUCACGCUGGCUCCUGAAGGCCGCCGGCUGCCCCUCCCGAGCUCCAUCGUCCGACUCUGGAGUCCCCUGCCCAACCCACAGACGGCAGGGACAGGCCCCGGGCUGCCCCAGAUGGUCGGCGGCACUGCAAAUGCCCUCCUAGCCCGUGGCCCGUCUCCGCUGUCCCCCCCCCGUAAUGGGGCUGCUGCCCCCACAAAGCCAGUACACACCCCACACUCAGUAAACACGUG
Nyctereutes procyonoides (raccoon dog) is the source of this 1969-nucleotide messenger RNA. RefSeq names its product interleukin 17 receptor E like (gene IL17REL). The record is from RefSeq and is a predicted model, not a curated record. The coding region runs from base 19 to 1494 and encodes 491 amino acids. Gene Ontology annotation, molecular function: interleukin-17 receptor activity. The transcript has 15 exons. Lineage: Eukaryota; Metazoa; Chordata; Mammalia; Carnivora; Canidae.